UGCCGGUGCUCUUUCCGUACCCACGGAUAUACCCUGAGCAGUACAAGUAUAUGUGCGAUUUGAAGCGCACGCUCGAUGCCGGUGGCAACUGUAUCCUGGAAAUGCCUUCGGGCACCGGCAAGACGGUCUCUCUGCUAUCCCUGAUCAUUGCCUAUCAACAGCAUCAUCCAGAGAAGCGCAAACUCAUUUACUGCUCUCGUACGAUGUCAGAGAUUGAAAAGGCUUUGGCGGAGUUAAAGGCGCUCAUGAAAUACCGGACUCAGGAACUAGGCUACGAAGAAGACUUCCGCGCGCUUGGACUUACCAGUCGGAAAAACCUCUGCUUGCACCCAUCCGUCAAGCGCGAAAAGAAUGGAGCUAUCGUCGAUGCCAGGUGUCGUAGUUUAACGGCUGGCUUUGUCAAAGAAAAGAAAGAACGCGGGGAAGAUGUUGAUCUUUGCAUAUACCACGAGAACUUGGAUCUCUUGGAACCGCAUAACCUCAUCCCUCCUGGUGUCUUCACCCUUGACGACCUCUUGAGGUAUGGAGAAGAGCACAAACAAUGCCCUUACUUUUCGGCUAGACGAAUGAUGUCUUUUUGCAACGUCAUCAUCUACUCGUAUCACUACUUGCUGGAUCCUAAGAUUGCUGAGCGCGUAUCAAAGGAGCUUUCAAAGGAUUGCAUCGUUGUCUUCGAUGAGGCCCACAACAUCGACAAUGUCUGCAUUGAGUCACUCAGUAUCGAUAUCACCGAAGACUCAUUACGGAAAGCCACCCGUGGUGCGCAAAACCUCGAGCGAAAAAUUACUGAAAUGAAGUCAACGGACGCGGCGAAGCUGCAAAACGAGUAUACAAAACUAGUUCAGGGGCUUCGAGAAGCGGAUGAAGCACGAGAUGAAGACGCAUUCAUGGCAAAUCCUGCCCUUCCUGAUGAUCUACUAAAGGAGGCGGUUCCUGGCAACAUUCGGAGAGCGGAGCACUUCGUCUCCUUCUUGAAAAGGUUUAUAGAGUACCUCAAGACACGCAUGAAGGUCCUGCACGUUGUUGCGGAAACUCCGCCUUCUUUCCUAGUCCAUUUGAAGGAGCUCACUUUCAUCGAGAAGAAGCCUUUACGAUUCUGCGCAGAGAGAUUAACAUCUCUCGUGAGGACUCUGGAGUUGACGAACAUCGAAGACUACCAACCCUUGCAGGAAGUUGCCACCUUUGCCACACUCGUAGCGACAUACGAUACUGGCUUUUUGCUCAUUCUCGAACCCUUCGAAACCGAAACGGCCACGGUCCCUAACCCCAUUCUUCACUUCACUUGCCUGGAUGCCGCCAUAGCCAUCAAACCCGUCUUUGAUCGCUUCAGCUCCGUCAUCAUCACGUCCGGCACCAUCUCUCCACUAGACAUGUAUCCGAAGAUGCUUGGUUUCAACACGGUCGUGCAAGAAUCGUACACCAUGACACUUGCUCGAAAGUCAUUCCUUCCCAUGGUUGUCACACGUGGUAGUGACCAGAGCGCCAUCAGUUCUGGUUUCCAAGUUCGCAACGACCCCAACGUUGUCCGUAACUACGGCAACCUCUUGACAGAGUUUUGCAAACUUACCCCUGAUGGCGUUGUGGUCUUCUUCCCUAGUUAUCUUUACAUGGAAUCCACCAUUAGCCAAUGGCAAGGAAUGGGAAUCCUCGACACAGUCUGGAAAUACAAGCUCAUCCUUGUCGAGACACCUGAUGCGCAAGAGACUUCUCUCGCGCUGGAGACAUACCGCACAGCCUGCAACAACGGUCGCGGCGCUGUCCUGCUCUGCGUCGCACGUGGUAAAGUCAGCGAAGGCAUCGAUUUCGACCACCACUACGGACGCACGGUGCUCUGUAUCGGCGUUCCCUUCCAGUACACCGAAUCUCGCAUCCUGAAAGCCCGUCUCGAGUUCCUGCGCGAAACUUAUCGCAUUAAAGAGAAUGACUUUUUGUCCUUCGACGCAAUGCGGCAUGCAGCGCAGUGCCUAGGCCGCGUGCUGCGAGGUAAAGAUGAUUACGGGAUUAUGGUACUGGCGGACCGGCGCUUCCAGCGAAAGCGUAACCAGCUGCCCAAGUGGAUCGCACAGCACCUCGGCGAUGCGGAAAGCAACAUGAGUGUGGACCAGUCGGCGGCGCUUGCGCGCAAGUUCUUGCGCGAUAUGAGCAAGAGUUAUGGGCCCCAGUUGCAAGAAGGCAUCAGUGUUUGGGGAAUUGAUGAUUUGAGGAAGUACCAAGAACAGGUGCAGGAGGAAGAGAUUAGGAUGUUGCAGGACCGGCCAGAUAGGGACGUCGUCAUGGCGGAUGGGGACGAGUUUGAUGUUGGCUUUGACCCGGAAAUCAUGGCGCAGAUUAAUGUGUAAGAAUAGGUUGGGGAAGAUGGACGUAAAGCGUUUGAAUAUGACGCUUGGAUAUCAAUCGAAGGCCUCGAAAAUCGAAGGUGAGUAUCCGUAGAUCUAAUAGUGCUCAAGACUAUGACCAGGUUUGAAGUAAAGUCUGUCACCUUCAAUAGAGGUAUCAAACUACCUCCAGAGUUAUCAAAACCAGGCAAAAGUUUUAGGGAACUACUAUGGAAUCAGAUCUUCGAUCCGGCG
Messenger RNA from Aplosporella prunicola CBS 121167, 2570 nucleotides. RefSeq lists its product as uncharacterized. NCBI's taxonomy places the organism in Eukaryota, Fungi, Ascomycota, Dothideomycetes, Botryosphaeriales, Aplosporellaceae. Gene Ontology annotation, biological process: nucleotide-excision repair; transcription by RNA polymerase II; positive regulation of mitotic recombination. Gene Ontology annotation, molecular function: ATP binding; DNA helicase activity; damaged DNA binding. Bases 51 to 2339 code for a protein of 762 amino acids. The record is from RefSeq and is a predicted model, not a curated record. The transcript has a single exon. Gene Ontology annotation, cellular component: nucleus.